Molecule: messenger RNA, 1938 nt
Organism: Gadus chalcogrammus (walleye pollock)
Lineage: Eukaryota; Metazoa; Chordata; Actinopteri; Gadiformes; Gadidae
Gene: emid1
Product: EMI domain containing 1
Exons: 16
Coding region: 422-1888 (488 amino acids)
Molecular function (GO): protein binding
Source: RefSeq, a predicted model, not a curated record
UGUGGGUACUGUCUCCGAAGGGGGUGCAGCGGGGCACGAGCCUUUAAACGCCCCCACUAUAAAAACGGGGCGCUGCGUGCACGUGACGUCUCCUCCCGCAGCGCGAGCAGACGAAGCGGCUUGGGGUUCAGAUCAGCUGCAGCGUCCGGUUGGUUCUGUUGGCGUGCGUGGUACUCCCGGUGAAGUCUGCAGCAGAUCUGAACCAGCAGCCUGACUACCAUCUAAAGCAGAGCUCGGGUUCAGAUGUUCCAGGAGUGAGUUUGGACUCUUUACGGACUCUGCUCGGGAUGCGCGCGUUACCCUAACGAACCGAGUGGAUCUUUGACUUCCUCUCUCCCGCUCUGGUGGAUAUCCUCCUGCUGUCCGAGAGGAGAAGCUUAUUACUAACUUCAGGUCGUACUUUUUAGAACCGGACCCGGGGAUGUGUAGCCGUGAGCGCGCGUCCGCGCUCCGCCCGCGGAGCUGCCUCGGGGUCGUGCUUCUGUUGUGGCUGAGCGCGUGCGUGCAGGGCACCUGGAGGACCGGUCUGUACCGAGCCUCGACCCCCCGUCUAGCCAGAGACCACGCCGCCGUCUACCAGAAGAGGAACUGGUGUCCUCAUACGGUCUCCAAGACGGUGACCUGCCAGGUCCAGAACGGUACGGUUCUUCAGCGGGUCUACCAGAGCUGCGUGUGGCCGCAGGGCUGCUCAGGAGCAAGCUAUAAGACGCUGGUCAGGCCCUCCUACAGGCUGGUGUACCGCACCGUGACGUCUCUGGAGUGGAGGUGCUGCCCCGGGUUCAGCGGCGCCGCCUGUGAGGAGGAAGGCGCCAACCAGCUGGUGGGCCAGGAGGCGGCGAGGAGGCCCUCCUCUCUGCGGCCGCCGCCGCCGCCACGCACCGGGGAGACUGCUAGCUGUCUCAACUGCUCCCGGAUCACAGCUCUGAGCAACCGGCUCGGCUCGCUGGAGGCUAAGGUUAAAUUACUGACUGCGCCCAAGACAGAGCGCCCCCUUCAGGGGAAAGGGGUGACUGCACCAGAGGCCUCACUGCUGACGGGGGCCGUACCCGCCCAAGGAGCCCCUGGUGAGCCGGGACCAGCAGGCCCCCAGGGGGACAGCGGGAGGGACGGCGCUCAGGGCCGUGAUGGGAGAUCCGGGCUGCGCGGCCCGCUGGGACCCAGCGGCCCCAGCGGCCCCAAGGGGGAUGCCGGGGUCCGGGGCCCUUCAGGGACCCCUGGAGGCAGAGGAUCCUCGGGACCAGUGGGGCCGCGCGGGCCCCCAGGAAACCCAGGAAUGGGGGGUCUGCCGGGACCGCCCGGGACCCCAGGACUCCCCGGGACCCCAGCCCCCGCCAGCGCUCGCAUCCCCGAGCCGGACCUCCGUCAUGGAAAGGAUCCGUACUUCACGAACACGUUCCAGGAGCCACAGGGCACCCCGAUCCCAGGGCCUCAAGGGCCUCCUGGACCUGUUGGCCCAGUGGGACCAGUGGGAUCAGUAGGACCAGUAGGACCGGCUGGUCAGUCUGGUCAGAACGGGAGACCAGGGGCCAUUGGCGUGGCGGGGCCGGUGGGUCCCAAAGGAGACCGCGGGGAGAGAGGACCUCUGGGUUAUCCGGGAGAGAGAGGCAUCAGGGGCGACUCGGGAGCAGUAGGCCCCAAAGGAGAGCCAGGAGCUAAAGGCUUGCCGGACCUUAGCUUGCAGAGGUUCCAUGACUUGCAGGCAGACCUUGAGCUGCUCGCCCGCAGGGUGACCCUCCUGGAGGAGAUCAUCUGGCCAGAGCCGGAGCCCGGGUCGGGGGACGGCCCCUUUGGAGCGGGCUCCUCCUCCUUCUACAGGAACAAACGAGCGCCGCGGUUCGGCCUGACUGAGGCUCCGCUGUUCCCGGACUCCGAGGUCAGAGGGAAGUAGCUGCCCCCCGGGAUCUCUAACGUCACCGACCCCCCUGGCUGUACCUUAGA